Molecule: messenger RNA, 11231 nt
Organism: Acanthochromis polyacanthus (spiny chromis)
Lineage: Eukaryota; Metazoa; Chordata; Actinopteri; Pomacentridae
Gene: celsr2
Product: cadherin, EGF LAG seven-pass G-type receptor 2
Biological process (GO): G protein-coupled receptor signaling pathway; homophilic cell-cell adhesion; cell surface receptor signaling pathway
Cellular component (GO): plasma membrane
Molecular function (GO): G protein-coupled receptor activity; calcium ion binding
Source: RefSeq, a predicted model, not a curated record
CAGGAGCCAUUUUUACCAUUCAAGCGGAGUUGCGCGGACGGAGCGGAGGUGCUGCUGUUGUUGCUGCCGGCGUGUGUGAACGUGUGUGUGCGCAUGUGAGAGCGGCUCCGGCCAAGGUUAGUGCGGGUUUACCUCCUGAAAAUCAGCCCGGAGAGAAGUGCGCCCGCUGAGAGCAUGGCUCUUCUGCAACAAAGAGGAAAGUCACAGGGGGAAAGUUUAAAGAAAUAAGGAGCGGCAGGAUUUCCCACUCGGAGACUGGUCGGAACACACACUGAGGAGCGAUGCACUUCGUUAAAUGGGAUUUGUUGCUCAUAUUGUGGUGGUGUAAACUGGUUUCGCUGGUGCAUUGUUUCACUGUUCACAUCAGUGAGGAUGCGGGGCCAAGGACGGCGGUGGCCGGCGUGGAGCGUGGCGCACGGUGUACUUUGGAUCAGGUCCUCGCUCCAAGGUUCACGGAGCGGUUCCUGGAGACGGACGCGGCGGCGGGCACGGUGUUUGUGUCGGACUCGGUAAAGUGCGUCUCGCUGCGCUCCAACCCCUUCACCGUGUACACUGUGGCGGACUGCACGGACUCCGGCCACCGGCACCUCCUGACCAGCCAGUAUGAUGUGUAUGUCCACGGCAGGAACUGUUCGCACACGCGUAAAUGGAAACCUCAGUGGGACAUGGAGGUCCUCAGUUUGCUCAGCGCUCACAGCCGCCACCGCUCAGAGUGCCACCAGGCGCAUUCAGCUUUAUUUCCAGUGGGAGGUCUGCUGCCUGGACCCCCCGUCCGCUGCAAAAUCACCAACAGCCGUGAGUUUUACUUCUCUGAGGGGAACUUGUUUGUGUCUGAGACGCUGUGCUGGAGGCAGGACACCCUCUUGGAGCUGGACCUGCUGUGUGAUGUGCUCACAGGAGAGGGGCUGGAUGUUAAAGUCUCCCCCAUCGCCAUCCACUGGCGCGUGGGUCAGGGUCCCUUCAGGCAGGGCCACCUGGAGAAACUGUUAGAAAAGGCAGCUCAGACUGAUUCAGGGAUUGUGAGCAGGAGGAGGAGAAGCAUCAACAGCAGCCCCCAGUUUCAGCCCCCCAUGUACCAAGUGUCUGUGGCAGAGAAUCAGCCAGCUGGGACUUCUGUUGUUGUUUUGAAAGCAGUGGAUGUGGAUGAGGGGGAGGCAGGCAGGCUGGAGUAUUUCAUAGAGGCUCUGUUUGAUAGCCGCUCUAACAAUCUUUUUGCCGUAGACCUGGCCAGUGGUGUUGUGUCCACUGUGGAGGUACUGGACCGGGAAACAAAAGACACACACGUGUUUCGUGUGACCGCAGUUGACCACGGCACACCUCGACGUACAGCCAUGGCCACACUCACUAUCACAGUCAGUGACACUAAUGAUCAUGACCCUGUGUUUGAGCAGCAGGAUUACAAGGAAAGCAUCAGGGAGAACCUGGAAAUAGGCUACGAGGUGUUAACGGUGAGGGCCACAGAUGGGGACGCCCCAGUUAAUGGGAACAUCCUUUAUCACAUCCUUAACAGUAAUGGGACCAAUGAUGUGUUUGAGAUUGAUUCGAGGUCUGGUGUGAUCCGCACUAAAGGCCUGGUGGACAGGGAGGAGGUGGAAGCCUAUAUGCUGUUAGUGGAGGCAAAUGACCAAGGUCGUGACCCGGGGCCCCGCAGCGCCACAGCUACCGUCCACAUUGUGGUGGAGGAUGACAACGAUAACGCUCCUCAGUUCAGUGAGAAACGCUAUGUGGUCCAGGUGCCGGAGGACAUGACCCCCAACAAUGAGAUCUUGCAGGUCACUGCCACAGACCAGGACCGAGGGAGCAACGCUGUCGUUCACUUCAGCAUCAUGAGCGGAAACACACGUGGACAGUUUUACAUUGACGCUCAGACAGGUAAAAUGGACCUGGUGAGCCACCUGGAUUAUGAGGCCAACAAAGAAUACACGCUAAGAAUCAGAGCUCAGGAUGGAGGCCGCCCCCCACUGUCCAACAUCAGCGGCCUGGUUACGGUGCAGGUGCUGGAUGUUAAUGACAAUGCCCCCAUUUUCGUCAGCACCCCGUUCCAGGCCACGGUGCUGGAAAAUGUGCCGCUGGGUUACUCCAUCAUCCACAUCCAAGCUGUGGAUGCAGACUCUGGGGACAACUCCAGGCUGGAGUAUCGUCUCACUGAAACCACGCCAAACUUCCCCUUCGCCAUCAAUAACAGCACGGGGUGGAUUGUAGUGGCGGCUGAGCUGGACAGGGAGAGUGUAGAUUUUUACAACUUUGGAGUGGAGGCCCGGGAUCACGGCUACCCUGUCAUGUCGUCUUCAGCCAGCAUAAGCAUGACGAUUCUGGACGUCAACGACAACAACCCCGAGUUCACUCAGAAGGCGUAUUACAUGCGCCUGAAUGAGGAUGCAGCCGUGGGGACCAGCGUGGUGACAGUGUCAGCCGUGGACCAGGACAUCAACAGUGUGGUGACCUAUCAGAUAUCCAGCGGAAACACACGCAACAGAUUCUCGAUCACGAGCCAGAGCGGCGGCGGCCUCAUCACGCUGGCUUUGCCUCUGGACUACAAACUGGAGCGCCAGUACGUCCUCACUGUCACUGCCAGCGACGGCACCCGCUUUGACGCUGCUAAGGUGUUUGUUAACGUCACUGAUGCCAACACGCACCGGCCUGUGUUUCAGAGCUCACAUUACACCGUCAACAUCAACGAGGACAGACCUGUGGGCACCACUGUGGUUGUAAUAAGCGCCACAGAUGAAGACACAGGCGAGAACGCACGCAUCACCUACUUCAUGGACGACAGCAUCCCUCAGUUUGACAUCGACCCAGACUCGGGCGCUGUCACCACCCAGACGGAGCUGGACUAUGAGGACCAGGUUUCUUACACGCUGGCCAUCACUGCUCGGGAUAACGGCAUCCCGCAGAAGUCUGACACGACCUACCUGGAGAUACUAGUGAAUGAUGUUAAUGACAACUCCCCCCGUUUCCUCAGAGACCACUAUGUGGGCUCGGUGAUGGAGGAUGUACCAGUGUUCACCAGCGUGGUCCAGGUUUCUGCCAUCGAUAGAGACUCAGGGCUCAACGGCCGCGUCUUCUACACCUUCCAGGGCGGUGAGGAUGGUGAUGGGGACUUUAUAAUCGAGUCCACCUCUGGCAUCGUUCGCACGCUGCGCAGACUAGACAGAGAAAAUGUUCCUGUUUACAGUCUGCAGGCCUUCGCUGUAGAUAAAGGCGUUCCUGCUCUGAAAACACCAGUAAACAUUCAAGUAACAAUCCUGGAUGUGAACGACAACCCUCCUGUGUUUGAGAAAGAUGAGUUUGACAUCAUGGUGGAGGAAAACAGCCCCAUAGGCCUUGUGGUCGCAUACAUAUCAGCCACAGAUCCAGAUGAAGGCAGCAAUGCACAAAUUAUGUAUCAGAUAGUGGAGGGAAACAUCCCAGAGGUGUUUCAGCUGGAUAUCUUCUCUGGAGAGCUGACUGCAUUAAUAGACCUGGACUACGAGUCGAGGUCUGAGUAUGUUAUAGUGGUCCAGGCCACCUCUGCCCCUCUGGUCAGCAGAGCCACCGUCCACAUAAAACUGGUCGACAAGAACGACAACGUGCCCGUGCUGAAAAACUUCCAGAUCAUCUUCAACAAUUACGUGACCGACAAAUCGAGCAGCUUCCCCACAGGAGUGAUCGGACGCAUCCCGGCCUUCGACCCCGACGUCUCGGAUCAGCUCCACUACAGCUUUGAGGUGGGAAAUGAGCUGAACCUGGUGGUCCUGAACCAAAGCACGGGGGAGAUCCAGCUGAGCCAGGCCCUGGAUAACAACCGGCCCCUGGAGGCCUCCAUGAGGAUCUCUGUGUCAGAUGGCAUCCACUCAGUGUCGGCUCAGUGUCUCCCAAUCACCAUCAUCACAGAUGAAAUGUUGUCCAACAGCAUCACAUUGCGACUCGCCAACACCUCCCAGGAGCACUUCCUGUCGCUGCUGCUCGCUCAGUUCCUGGACGGUGUGGCCCGAGUCCUGUCUGCCGCCCCCGAAGACGUCGUCAUCUUCAACAUCCAAGACGAUACAGACUCAGCGCCCGCAUUCCUCAACGUCAGCCUGUCCGUGGCUGUUCCUGUGUUUGCGGAGGGACACCAGCGUCCUCCAGGACUCGGUCACGGAGGAGAUCGUCCCGGUAGAGGCCUGGAAGCUGGAGAGUUCUUUGGCUCGGAGGAGCUCCAGGAGAGGCUGUACUUGAACCGCAGCCUUCUGGCUUCAAUCUCCUCCCAGGAAGUUCUUCCCUUUGAUGACAACAUCUGCCUGCGUGAGCCGUGUGAGAACUACAUGAAGUGUGUCGUGCUGAAGUUCGACAGCUUGGCGCCGUUUGUUGCGUCGGACACCAUCCUGUUCAGACCCAUCCACCCCAUCGCGGGGCUGCGCUGCCGCUGUCCCACCGGCUUCACGGGAGACUACUGCGAGACUGAGAUUGACCUGUGCUACUCUAAACCCUGCGGAGCUCACGGAGUGUGUCGCAGCAGAGAGGGAGGAUACACCUGCGAGUGCUUCGAGGACUACACAGGAGAGCGCUGUGAGCUGUCGUCCCGUUCAGGCCGCUGUGCUCCGGGAGUCUGUAAGAACGGAGGCUCCUGCGUGAACCUGCUGGUCGGCGGCUUCAAAUGCGAGUGUCCGCCGGGCGGCUACGAGAAGCCCUACUGCGAGAUGACCACACGCAACUUCCCGCCGCACUCCUUCCUCACCUUUAAGGGCCUCCGGCAGCGCUUCCACUUCACCCUCUCUCUCACAUUUGCCACCAAAGAGUCCGACGGUUUGUUGCUCUACAACGGCCGCUUCAACGAGAAACACGACUUCAUCGCCAUGGAAAUCAUCAAUGAGCAGAUACAGCUCACCUUCUCAGCAGGUGAAGCGAAGACGACAGUUUCCCCGUACAUCCUUGGAGGAGUCAGUGACGGCCAGUGGCACGUGGUGGAAGUUCACUACUAUAACAAGCCCGUCUUCAGCCAGGCCGGCCUCCCUCAGGGCCCCUCGGAUCAGAAGGUCGUUGUCGUGACGGUGGACAACUGUGACACCUCCGUCGCUCUGAGGUUCGGUCACAUGAUCGGAAACUACACCUGCUCUGCUCAGGGCAGCCAGUCAGGAUCCAAAAAAUCUCUGGACCUGACCGGCCCGCUGCUCCUCGGAGGAGUCCCCAAGCUCCCCGAAGAUUUCCCUGUUCGCAACCAGCAGUUUGUGGGAUGCAUGAAGAACCUGCGUAUUGACAACCAGCACAUAGACAUGGCCAGCUUCAUCGCCAACAACGGCACUCUGCCCGGAUGCUCUGCCAAGAGACAUUUCUGCAACAAUAACCCGUGUCUGAACGGAGGAACCUGUGUGAACCUGUGGGGCUCCUUCAGCUGCGAUUGCCCGCUUGGCUUUGGAGGGCAAAACUGCGAAAGAGUUAUGGCCGGCCCACAGCGUUUCCUCGGUAACAGCAUGUUGCAGUGGAACAACCUGGCGGCGGCGUCCUCCGUCCUCUGGCAUGUGGAGCUCAUGAUCCGCACACGUCAAGCCAGCGCCACACUGCUGCACAUCUCCUCCGGCCUGCAGCACAACCUCACACUGCAGCUGCGAGGGGGGAGUGUGCUGAUGGGGCUACACAGGGGGGAGGACUCCACUCUCUCCCGGGUAGAAGAGGUUCUGGUGAACGAUGGAGAUUGGCAUCAUUUGCAGCUGGAUAUUAGCAGCCUGGGAGGAGCAGCGAGCCACCACAAGGCUGUGCUGUCUUUAGACCACGGACUCUACCUGGCCAGCAUGGAGGUGGACGGGAAGCUACGGGACUCAAAGCUAAAGUCUGUCAGCGUCGGAGGAUUGGCAAGACCUGAUGGGAAAGUUCAGCAUGGCUUCCGUGGCUGCAUUCAGGGUCUUCGUGUUGGUGGAGCUCUGAGUCUGUCUCAGGCCAGGAAGGUGAACGUGGAGUCGGGCUGCAGCGUCCCCGACCCCUGCAGCUCCAGCCCCUGUCCGUCCAACAGCUACUGCAGCGACGACUGGGACAGCUACUCGUGCACGUGCCUCAACGGUUACUAUGGAGCCAACUGCACCGACGUUUGCUCGUUGAACCCCUGCGAACACGAGUCAACGUGCAGCAGGAAGCCGGGCUCCUCUCGUGGUUACGCCUGCGACUGUCCGAGCAACUACUUCGGCCACUACUGCGAGAAAAAGACCGACUUGCCGUGCCCCAGAGGCUGGUGGGGUCACAAGACCUGCGGUCCUUGUAACUGUCAGACAAGCAAAGGUUUUGACUCUGACUGCAACAAGACGAGUGGAGAGUGCCGCUGUAAGGACAACCACUACCGUCCUGAGGACAGCGUCACCUGCCUGCUGUGCGACUGCUACCCGGUCGGCUCGUUCUCCAGAGCUUGUGACCGAGAGAGCGGCCAGUGUCAGUGUAAACCCGGAGUCAUCGGCCGUCAGUGUGACCGCUGUGACAACCCGUUCGCUGAGGUUUCUGCUAACGGCUGUGAAGUAAUCUAUGACAGCUGCCCUCAGGCCAUUGAGGCUGGAAUAUGGUGGCCCAGGACUAAGUUUGGUCUCCCUGCAGCGGUUCCCUGUCCCAAGGGAACUCUCGGAACAGCGAUCCGACACUGUGAUGAGCACAAGGGCUGGCUGCCUCCCAAUCUGUUCAACUGCACCUCCGUCACCUUCGGCAAGCUGAAAGCUCUGUCUGACAAGUUUUCCCGUAACUCGUCGCUCCUCGACUCCGGACACGUUCAGCAGACAGCAGCCAUGUUGGCCAACGCCACCCUGCACACAGAGAAAUACUACGGCAGCGAUGUCAAAGUGGCCUAUCGGCUCACGCAGAGUCUCCUGCAGCACGAGAGCAGCCAGCAGGGCUUCAACCUCACAGCGACGCAGGACGUUCACUUCACUGAGAAUCUGGUCCGUGUGGGCAGUGCCAUCCUGUCCGCAGACACCCGGCCACACUGGGAGCUGAUCCAGCACUCGGAGGGCGGCACGGCAGCGCUGCUGCGCCACUAUGAGGAAUACGCAAACACACUGGCACAGAACAUGAGGAAGACCUACCUCAGCCCCUUCACCAUCGUCACACCAAACAUCGUCAUCUCUGUGGACCGUCUGAAAAAGAUGAAUUUUGCUGGAGCCAAACUACCGCGGUACCAGUCAAUGAGAGGUCCUCGUCCUGCAGACCUGGAGACGGCCGUCACUCUGCCUGACUCGGUCUUUCACCCACCUGUGGACACUAAAGGCCACAGACACCUGGACGUCUUCCCAGAGUCGUCGAUGAGGAAUCGCUCAGCUAACAGGAAGAGACGCCACCCAGAUGACAGCCAGCAGGACGCCAUCGCCAGCGUGAUCAUCUUCCACAGCCUGGCCUCGCUGCUACCAGAGAACUACGACCCCGACAAGAGGAGCCUCCGCGUCCCAAAGCGUCCGGUCAUCAACACACCGGUGGUCAGCAUCACGGUUCACGACAACGACGAGCUGCUGCAACAUGCGCUGGACAAACCCAUCACUGUGCAGUUCCGCCUGGUCACCACAGAGGAGCGCUCCAAACCCAUCUGUGUCUUCUGGAACCACAGCAUACUUGCUGGAAACGGCGGCUGGUCAGCGAAAGGCUGCGAGGUGGUUUUCAGGAACAGCACCCACAUCAGCUGCCAGUGUUACCACAUGACCAGCUUUGCGGUGCUCAUGGACAUCUCCAGGAGGGAGAACGGAGAGAUCCUGCCAAUCAAAAUCCUGACCUGGAGCACAGCUGGUGUGACGCUGGGCUUCCUCUUCCUCACCACCAUCUUCCUCCUCUGCCUGAGAGCCAUGCAGUGCAACAAGACCAGCAUAAUCAACAACGGAGCCACCGCUCUCUUCCUCUCCGAGCUCAUCUUCAUUCUGGGCAUCAACCAGGCCGACAACCCGUUUCUGUGCACAGUCAUCGCCAUCCUGCUGCACUUCUUCUACCUCUGCACCUUCUCCUGGCUCUUCCUGGAGGGGCUGCACGUCUACCGCAUGAUCAGCGAAGUCCGAGACAUCAACUACGGACCCAUGAGGUUCUACUACCUGAUCGGCUGGGGAGUUCCUGCCUUCAUCACAGGUUUGGCGGUUGGACUGGACCCUGAAGGCUACGGGAACCCGGACUUCUGCUGGCUGUCGAUGUACGACACUCUGAUCUGGAGCUUUGCUGGACCCAUCGCCAUGGUGGUGUCGAUGAACGUCUUCCUGUACAUCCUGUCGUCCAAAGCUUCCUGCUCGCUGAGACACCACAGCAUGGAGAAGAAAGAGCCUCGUGUCUCGGGCCUGAAGACCGCUGGUUGCGUCCUCUUCCUGGUCUCCGUCACGUGUUUCCUGGCGCUGCUCUCCGUCAACAGUGACAUGAUCAUCUUCCACUACCUGUUCGCUGGCUUCAACUGUGUCCAGGGUCCCUUUGUUUUCUUCUUCCGCAUCGUCUUCAAUAAGGAAGCAAGGAACGCCAUGAAGUACUGCUGCAGCCGCAAGCGCCCGGAUCAUAUGAUCAAAUCCAAGGCUGCUGGCUAUAAAUGCAACACAAACUACAUGGACGGCAGGUUGUAUCACCUCCCCUUUGGAGACUCCAGUGUGUCUCUAAACGGCACCAUGCAGAGCGGCAAGAGCCAGCAGAGCUACGUACCGUUUGUCCUCCGGGACGACGGUUUAAGCAGCAGUCAGGCCCACAUCGCUCUGAACGACCACGCAUCUCUCUUCCACGAAACUAAGAAGCACUUAGAUGAUCAUGACAGCGACUCUGACAGCGAUUUGUCUCUUGAGGACGACCAGAGCGGCUCCUACGCCUCCACGCACUCCUCUGACAGCGAGGACGAGGAGGGUCCCCUCCCACCUGAGGAAUGCUGGGAAAACCUGGCGUCUAACGGGACCAAGAGAUCUCAGCCACAUGACAACAGUUUGACUAAGAUGUACUGGCCCGGAGAUUACGCAGAAGCAGUGAAUGACAGCGAGCUCCCUGGUGGAGACAGACUGAAGAUGGAAAGUUUUUCCAAUCCGGAGCAGAGCCUCGGUCGUGACGCCCGGACAUUAUCAGAGGAGCGGACGCAGGACGCCACCACGCUGCUGCUGCUGCCGAGUCUGCCAAACUUCAACGCCCACCCACAUAAAGGGAUCCUAAAGAAGAAGCAGCUUUCUCCCAUCAUAGAGAGGAAUGGUCUAAACCGCAUCCACAAUGAACUGUGUGAAAACGCUCCGGGCACCGCGUCUCCGCAGGGAUCCUCCUCCAGUGACGGUCGAGCCGGUCCGGCUAAACCCGGCUUCCCCGACCAGCUGAACGGUGUCGCUCUGAGCAUCAAGGCGGGGACGGUGGACGGUGACUCGUCAGGUUCAGAAUUUUUAUUCUUUAAUUUUAUCCCAUGAAGCUCUGAUCCUCAUUCAGAAACAAUCAGGAUCACUGUCUUCAGAUUGGUGCAUCAUUUUAGCAUCCGUCACCCUCACGGCUCGUUUGUGUUCGUCUGUGUGGAAGUGUCUCAUGCCUUAUUUUUUUUUUCAUCUAUUUUUGUCUUCUUUCUUGUGUUGUGCUGCGUUUGUCUCCCACACUUGCCGCUCCGUCCACCAUCCAUCCAUCCUGAACUCCUCCUCCUUCUCCUCACACCACCCUGUUUUCCCAGCAGCCACUGCAACACCUCCAUGUGACCUCGCUGAUGGAGGGGUGUGUCUUUGCAGGUCAUAGAGCCUCCUUCCUCCACAGAGACUGCAAACAAGGAGCACCGGACGUCCCCUUCGACAAAAAACAAAAAAAAAGUGGAAAAAGAAGGAUUUCCCCCUUCAUCGUCAUCGUCAUCAUCAUCAUGAUCCUCUGAAGGAGUGUGUGCGUGUCGUACUGUAUCCGUGUGUGUCUGUGUGUGUGAGUUCAUACAUGUGUGCCAAACCUCAGGAGUCACUGCACUGGACGAGCUCACGCACACCGACAGAACGAGUCUCACUCUCCCUUUAAGGAAAUCGUUUUGUUUACAUACUUGAAGCAAUGCACUUUUUUUUUUAAAUUUACUACCCAGAUUUGUUGGUGGUCGACUUGUUUUUUUUUUAUUUUGUAGUCCUUUUCUUUUUUUUUUGUUCCUAUAUAUAUAUUGUUUUGAAGACUGUGGAACAAUAAAGAGGUCAUGCUUUUCGGGUGGGCCAUUUAGCUGUAGACUUGCAAACAUUCAGGGAAAUUCAUUUUUUCAUGCAGAACUGUUUGGUGAAGUCUUUCUGGUUCGCCUGCUUUUGUUAGUCUGUGCCAAUCGAAGGUUUGAGGAGUUCAGACUCGCAUCACGUGUCUGAAAUGUCCCAGACUCAUAGUGAGUGCAGACGCAGAGGCUCAUUGUGUAUUCAUGAACUGAACUUGAAAAAGAAUCGCUGUAUCUGCCUGUCAAUGGAUGCUCCACAUAAGCUAUUUCUCAUCAAUGAAGGAUGCUUCCAGAGGCAACAGCUGUUCACAGCUGCAUCAGACUGACGGCCUUCAAGGGGGCAAACCUGCAUGUGCAGACCUAAAGAGGACUCAAAGGACUUUUGAUACAUCUACUUUUUGUUUUUGUAAAUCACGGAGAGCACAUUUUUUAUGGACGUUACAAUCGCUCUCACUUUUUCAUCAUCGUAUCUGAGGGAUGAACGCAUUCAUUGGAGUUCAGUGACUAAACAGCCGUAUUUUAUAGAUUAGCAAACAGAGCUUUUGUCUUUUGUAAAAUAAUUAAAAUACAUGCAAAUUUGUGCUGUAAUACUAUCUGAGCUGUAAUCCAUUUUUACUGUACAGAGUGGCCUGUAAAUGAAUCAAGAACAUACCUUUAAAUGUAAGUAAAUAUGUAAACUUCCUACACACAUUCAGAAAUUGUUUUUAGGAGAUUCUUGGGAGGAAAUAUCUUUUACAAGUUACUACUUUUAAGUCAGAUUGAUGUCAUGUUUGUGGAUGCCAUUUUUACCAACCACAUGAGUUUAAUGUAUAUAUUUUAUGCCAUAAGAAUCAACUACCAAGUCAAUCAUGGAGUUCUAACACUGGUGUCCAAACAGAGGAUUGUCUCUUUUAGUCUGCCGCUCCUGUUUUUACUGAUUAAACUGUUUUCUACCAUUUCCAUCUUACCUCAAAUUUUCUAUCGGUGCCAAUUCAAAAUAAAGUCACUGUGUUUUGUUUUUUUCCUGUAUAUGAUGUAAUUUGCUACGCAGCUGUUUGCUGACAUCCAGAUGCAACUGUACAAAUGGAAUAAUCAGACAUUUGCUAUAAAACCGUUACUUUCAUUACAAAAAAAUGCAGCUUGUUUAUGUCCACUUGAUUAAAUUUCCCUUGAGUUUUCA